Molecule: messenger RNA, 360 nt
Organism: Arachis stenosperma
Lineage: Eukaryota; Viridiplantae; Streptophyta; Magnoliopsida; Fabales; Fabaceae
Exons: 2
Coding region: 1-360 (119 amino acids)
Source: RefSeq, a predicted model, not a curated record
AUGGCAACCAAUCCAGGUAUUUCAAUUCAUUCGCAAGCUUCAUCUAUUACCAUGUUUAAUGGUUUAAACUUCUCUGAAUGGAAUGAACAAAUGAAGUUCCAUUUAGGUCUUUUGGAUCUUGACUUGUCACUUUUAGAAGAGAAACCCAUUGUCACUGAUGACAAUGAUGAAGAUAAAAAGUAUGCACUUAAGACAUGGGAACGUUCUAACAUAUUAAGCAUUAUGUUUAUGCGAAUGACUACUGCAAGCAAUAUUAAGACUACCCUUCCACAAACAGAAAGUGCUAAAGAAUAUCUUGCAUUUGUGGAAGACCGCUUCUGUUCUACUGAUAAGUCACUCGUUAGUACAUUAAUGUCAUAG